Messenger RNA from Manis javanica (Malayan pangolin), 1772 nucleotides. NCBI's taxonomy places the organism in Eukaryota, Metazoa, Chordata, Mammalia, Pholidota, Manidae. The record is from RefSeq and is a predicted model, not a curated record.
GAUGAAUGUGCAAAGACUUCCUGAUUCAGAGCUUACUCAAUAUCAGACAGUUCACACUGCUAAGAAAACAUAUGACUGUAAAGAAUGUGGGAAGGCUUUUAGUUUGCAUUCGAGUCUUACUGGGCAUAGGAGAAUUCAUACUGGUGAAAAACCUUUUAAAUGUAAGGAAUGUGGAAAGGCCUUUAGAUUUCAUUCACAACUUAGUGUCCAUAAGCGUAUUCAUACUGGUGAGAAAUCUAAUGAAUGUAAGGAAUGUGGAAAGGCCUUUAGUUGUGGUUCAGAUCUUGCUCAACAUCAGAGAAUUCAUACUGGUGAAAACCCCUAUGAAUGUAAGGAAUGUAGGAAGGCCUUUAGUCAGCAAUCACAUCUUACUAAACAUCAGAGAAUUCACACUGGUGAAAAACCAUAUGAAUGUAAGCAGUGCAGGAAAGCUUUUACUCGCAGCUCAUACCUAACUCAACAUCAGAGAAUUCAUACUAGUGAGAAAUCUCAUAAAUGUAAAGAGUGUGGAAAAGCCUUUAUUCGUGGUUCAAAUCUUGCUCAACAUCAGAAUGUUCAUGUUGGCAGGAAACCCUAUGAAUGUGAGAAAUGUGGGAAAGCCUAUAUCUGGAGUUCACACCUUGCCCAACAUCAGCAAAUUCAUGUUGGUAGGAAACCUUAUGAAUGUAAGCAAUGUGGGAAGACUUUUAUUUGGGCCUCAUAUCUUGCUCAACAUGAGAAAUUUCAUGAGAGGAAACUCCAUGAAUGUAAGGAAUGUGGAAAAUCCUUUCUUCAUGUCUCAGAGUUUAAUCGACAUCAGAAAAUUCAUGCAGGUGAGAGAAACUAUGAAUGUAAGGAAUGUGGGAAGACUUUUUUUCGUGGUUCAGAACUUAAUAGACAUCAGAAAAUCCAUACUGGAAAGAGAACCUAUGAAUGUGAAGAAUGUGGAAAAGCCUUUCUUUGGGGUUCACAACUUACUCGACAUCAGAGAAUCAAUGGAAAGACUAUGUGAACACUUUCAGUCAUGACUCAAACUUGGCUCAACACCAGAGUAUUUACACUUUUGAGAAAUCCUGUGAGUAUAAAAAUUUUGACACAGCAUUUUCUCCAAGUUCUCACUUUCUUUCACUUGUGUAAAAUCUUAGAAUAUAAAAAUGUAGGAAAGCCUUUAUUCCUGACUUGUUGAUGUCAGUUAAUUCAUUUUGAGAAAUUCCACACUGUAAUAGUGCAAGAAUUUUUGACAGAGCACACAACACACUUAACAGCAAAGAAUUCAUAAUGCAAUCUAUUGAAAUACAGGAAAGUAUUCAUUGAUUGUCUGUUAUGGAAUAUUAGGGAAAACCCUGUGAAUUAGAUGAUAGUGUGAAUCCAUUUUGAAUCAUUCUCAAAAUGUCCACAUCACUGGUAAUAUGCUGCAUAGAGUUUAAACUUAAUUCAUGUGGAAAAACCUUCCUUUCACUACUGACAUCUGGUUGCACUUCCAGAAAAUACCAAAGACAAGCAUAUGUUAUAUAACUAGUCUGGAAAACCUUGAGCUAUGUCAUACAAUUUAUUUGCCAUGUCUUUAGUUUCAACACAUCUCUGUACUUUUUGGAAAGUAACUGAAAUCCACAUGUGCUUACUUGUUAGAUUAUAAAGGUUAAUUAGUUUGAAGAUUCAAAUGACUGAGUGACCAUCAUUAAUAUUAUUAACAUUUCUAUGAGAAGAAGAGCUUAAGAGUAUAAGAUUAUAGAUAAAAACGGCAUCUGUAUGUGUGUCAUCCUGAACAGGAAAAAUGUUAAUUCUGAAUAAAA